AUGUCGAAAUCAACCAUCGAGCCGUCGCCUGGGCAGAUCCUAGAACGGGUUAACCAUGCAGUCGCACUGCUCGAAAGCCACCUGGGCGCUCAUCCCAGAGCCGCGCCCAGCGUAGGCAAUCCGCUGUCUUCGCGCCAUCCGUCCAAUGCCCCUGCGGCCAACGAGUCUCCAACCUUCCAGGACGCGGGCGCCCCUAACCGGAGUGAUUUCGCGGACAAUGGAUUUGGGCAACUAGAUAUACCAGAAGCCGCCGCCGUUUCUACUUCUUGCGAGUCCAUUCUCGGGUGGUCUAGCUUCGACGAUAUCCCUGCAGUGCAAGGGAUCAAGUCCUUUCUUCUUCAAUCGGACAACUACAACCUGUCGCGGCCAUCGGAGCCACUUCAUGUCCCCGGAGGAGUCUUAAAGGAUGAUGCGCAAGCAACCAUUGCCGCGACCAGCCAUCGUGGGAUCAACGAAGAGGACACGGUACCACUCUGCCAAAGGUUCUUGGAUUCGGCAUAUCAGCGGAAUCCCAUCAUCGAUGCAGCUGCACUCAAGGUAUAUGCGCGUCAAAUCACCGAGCAUGGCUUUGGUUGGGAUGAAAGGACGUGCCUUGUGGUGAGUCUCCUAUUUUGA
Uncinocarpus reesii 1704 is the source of this 615-nucleotide messenger RNA. RefSeq lists its product as uncharacterized. The record is from RefSeq and is a predicted model, not a curated record. The transcript is spliced from 2 exons. Lineage: Eukaryota; Fungi; Ascomycota; Eurotiomycetes; Onygenales; Onygenaceae. The coding region runs from base 1 to 615 and encodes 204 amino acids.